UUUCAUACGUGGAUGUUGGGGGAUGGGCCCCAGACUGUCCGCAUUUAGGCGCGCGCGGCUCAGCCAGCGGUUGCUGUGUCCCGUAGCGCGGCUGACAGUAGUUAGUUACGCGCCUCGAGCUGAGUUCUCCCACACCUUGAAGUGCACCACGCCAGGCUUGUCCGGGUUGGUGAGAAGAAGCUCUGCGAGCAUCAGACCAAGGGCCACACACAAAGAGGGGCUCUUACUAUCUGCAGCUGUUAUGCUAUAUACUAUGGGUUCGUCUACUCAGGUCAAAGACUCCCGAGUGGGGCCCAUAUAGAAGGGAAAUGAAAAAAAUAAUAUUUUAUGUUGCGGCUGGCUCUCCAUGGCAGAACCCAGAAUUCUGGUACACUUGAACCUUCCCUUAACCCGUUUGCUGGCUGCGGCGGAUUUUGUUACCUGGAGCGUUUUGAAAACAAUUUUCUUAUUUCUUUCUCUUUUUCGCCUCCCAACUUCACUUUUCUCUCGAAGUUAGCACCUCACCUGGCUCUGAAUCACCUUUCCCCCCCCGGCCACACAACUCAGUUAGAUACGUAUAUAGGGCAAAGGGACCGGCCCUUGAUACCUACACGCGAUUUUUUCAGCCUUUUUCUUUUUUCCUCCUUAUUCUUAUUCUUUUCUUUUUUUUCUUUUUCCUUCUCUUUUCUUUUCUUUUCUUUCCCUUUUCUCUCUCUGUUUGUGUACCCCCCCCCCCCCAUUGAAAAAAAAGUUAUGCCUAUUGCACCAUAUCUUUCGUAACAAGAAAUCAUAUCGAAUGAGAAGGCGGAAGAAGAAAACCAUGUUCAAGCGGAUUAUCUUCACGACAGUCACACCUCUCCCUCCCCAUAUCCCGCGAAAUAUCGUCAUCGAAACCCUACACGCCCACAAUGAGAUGAUAGAGCUGAACCCCCUUGUGAUCAGACAUGGACGCUGCAAAGCACCCCCUAACGCCCCUCCCGACGAGUUCCAUUGCACCUGGUAUCAAUUGACCGACAAAAUCCACUACCUACCCGGCGGCAUAAUAAGAGGCAACGUCACCUACAAAGCUUGCUUCCACGACCUACCACGCGGCCUGCAAACACACAUCUAUGCGCCCACGGGCCUAGAUAUACGGAAUCGAUGGGCUGUUUGUGGCAACAUGCCAGGGGAACCGCGCGAGCCUGUGGAAUUGGGUCUAACAAACGUUCCGCGUGAAGGGCUAUUUCUCAGAGAAGACGUCGAUAUGCGCUGCAAUAUCUUCGCAGCUAGCUUCGUCAAGAAGACGCUGAAGGAAGCACAUGCGGUGCUGGUUGAACGGCUGAUCAUGAAAGCAGACCUGCUAAAGGGGAACUCCGAUACGUUGUACUCGCCUCUCCCUUCGCCACAACAACAACAUUCGCUCUAUCUAAACCAAAUUUGUUCGUCCGCCGAUGGCUCACACACGUCUGCCCCGUGCCUGUCGUUAUGUCCCAGCCCCGUAUGUCCACAGCCAUCCAUGAGUGUGGCCGGCGCAACUACUCCUACAGCCGCCUACCCCAGCCCCGCCUUCCCCCCUGUCCGCCCGGCAACAGCUAUCGACACCAGUCCGUCACUGGGAUACUUUGGCGGCGGACCCGUUCAUUAUCCUACCUCCCCACUACUUACGUACUAUCCACAUAGCCCCGUCUCACCGAUUCAAGUGGGGUGCCACCCGUUUGACCAGGGGUUGGCUUCAACGCAACCCGUAGAGCUAGACUCGGCGGAGUUGCAGCCCGCGAGAGCAAAAGCAUACGCUGCUGCUACUGCUGCUGCUGCUACUGCUGCUAGACGGGCGGCUGACAGCAAUUUCAUCAUGGUAACGCCACCAUCGCCUCCGCCUCAUAUACAUGAAUUGGAGUGACAGGGCGUUACAAAUGUAUCGUCUGCUUUCAUUUAAAAAACUGCAGUUGGCUGUCCUAAUUUAUUUUCAAUGGUAUGUCGGUUCAAGGUAAAUAAUAGAGUUGUCUUUUUAGGUAGGAACAGUAGGUCACUGGUCUUUCGAUUCCUUAACUUUUUAUUUUUAAUUCUUUUCAAUUGUUAUUUUUUUUUUUUUUUUUUCUGGACCGAAACGGAUGAUUUUCCAUUUCCUGUCUGGCAUCUCCGUGUAAUAAUAACAUUUAGAGGCGACGCAAAUGCAUCUUCUCAGGAGUGUUAGGAGUUUUUAUGAUUUGGUAUUGGCUUAACUUAAUACUUAAUUCUUUAGAUUUGUUUUGUACACAGGGAAUUUCACUAAACCGUCACUCAACCUACCCAUUUUCUAUUCAGAUGCUAUCCGCUUUUCUCAUUCCCAGUAUGAAACUGAUACAUAUUCAUACUUUCACUGUGCACAGGUAGGCAUUCAUUUCAUUCUUCCUCCAUGUCCCAGGGAUCCAUAUUUCUCUUCCUCCUGCACAUUUACCAAAAAGAACUCCUCAACCUCCCUUUUCCCAUCACCCUAACACCAAGCGAGAGCUCCAGCCUGCAAGCCAGAGCAGACGAUGAAUAUCUAGAAGUUGUUGCUCCUCACCAAGAUAGAUAUCGUCAACAUCAUGCUGCUUCUCAUUUACAACAGCCAUCCAUCGGAAAUUCAAUUGAAUGAAGAACGGACUCGGCGAAGAGCGGGCCCCUCGCGCGGGACUCACAUGCGGAGCAUAACAAGAUACCGCCGCGACUAACUAUCCAGAUUUUAAGAUAGGAAUGCAUACCCACCACACCCUGCCAAAAGGUUCAAUGGCGGCACCACCGACCACCCUAUCUAUAUAAAAUAAACGAAUCACUCCACCUCCCAUUCUCACAAAUCCCCAAAACACCUCCGAAACCCUGUCAUCCAUUUCUCCCACAUAGACUCCUCCGCUUGACACCUACCCACACCGACUCCCAUACCCACGCGCAUACCACCAACCCCAGCCCCAACCCCAGUCGCAUUCCCCCAUCCCCUCCCCUCCCCCUCAAUGCCGCCUUCAAUCUCAAUCUCAUCCCCAUCCACCUCCUCCACCUCGUCCCGCUCCCACUCACUAUCCACUUCUUCUUCUUCUUCUUCUUCUUCUUCUUCUCCUUCUCCAUCAGAAACGAUAAGUACCUCUCCUCCUCCCUCCUCGCCCUCAUCGUACUCAUACAAGUAGUCAAAGCCAAAGUCAAGCUCAGCGUCAUCAUAUCCAUACUCAUCUCCUCUCUCCUCUUGCCCAACCCCAUCCCCAACCGCGGCCCCAUUCUCUGCAUCCCACACCUCAAAUGCCCUACUUACUUGCUUAUACAGCGCAGACGCGGUGAAGGCUGCAACGUCCCAUGUCUCGCAACGGUAUUGCUGCAUCGCCUUAGUCAGAAGCCAAUUUAAAAGGCGUAGUAGCAGUAGCGGUAGCGGUAGCGGUAGCGGUAGCGGGAGUUAUUGUUGUGGUUGCAGGUACAUACGCCCCGGCCUCCUCCGUCGUUCUGAUGACCUCGACAAAGGCGCCCGCAUCGAUAGUCACGCACUUACCAGUCGAGAGACAGAUGGUGAUGCACACAGGGACCAGCCGUUUAAAGGGCGCCGACUCGAAUUGGCGCAGAUAGGCGCGUUGGAGGUCUGUUAGGUUGAAGACUGCCAGGCCGGUGACGGUGGUUAGGGUGCCGGUGGGGCUGGGGGUGGGGGUGAGGGUUCCAGCGCAGCAGCGCUGCACGGGUACGAUGUACGGCAUAUCAGGGGCUGCUGCUGCUGUUGAGUUUGAGAGGGGCCGCACACAAUAGAGGGUGUGGGCGUGUAGGGUUGCUGCGGCCAUGUCUUGGGCUACGUCGAGGGCUGGGUGAGCGGAGAUGAUGUGCUUUAGCACGUUGGGGAUCAUGGCGGGUCCGAUGAGAAAGAUCGGGGGCCCAUUUUGAAGGCUACGGGAGAGCUUUUUGGGGGUGAACCUGUUGGCUAUGGCCCGUAGGUAGGAGGGUGGGCAGGGGGUGGUAUCUGGAUGGGAUAUUGGGCGUGGAAGAUGGGCGAUAACUUCCUCUAUGGUGUAAUCAUUUUCUUCAUCUGGUGAUGCCAUGGGUUUUCUUGUGGGGAGUUGGCGAAAAGAAAGAUGACAUCUGGGCAGAGGUAGUUCAUGUUCAAUCUCCCGUGAAGGAUCCUUGAGGAUUAAUCCGUUAUAUAUAUGCUAAUAGAAACAUGAAUAGAUAGGGGAAAGUCGUGCGGGUGAAGGAAGCAAUUAGAAGAAAAGAAAUCGUAGAGAAAACCGACGACGAUGAUAACACAUCCUUCAUCGUCGAAGGCUUAGCCCGUUUUCCUCUUCGAGUUUGUCUUUUUCUUCCUUUUCCUUCUAGUUCAACCGAGUCCUUCCAGCUGCAGUUGGUAUGAAGCAAACAACAAAUGAUACAUCGUGACAGAAUCAUGCAUUCCAUCACAAUGAUCCGGGAUGCGUUCCCCGUGCGAAGGACUGCGCAGAGCAACUCCAUACCUUCACCCCUGAGCCGUCAUAUGCGUUUGCGUUUCUCCGCCAUCCUCAUAGCUCCGGAAGUAAAGUUUGCAGCGUUAGGGGAAACCCUGACGCAAUGCGGUGAAUUUAUACGAGAGUCAUAUUGAAACAUCGUUCUUGAGGGUAUCUAUGCCCCGACUCCGUGCCGUAGAAGACAGAUAUAAAAUUGGAGAAACAUAUCAAAUCAUUAGCUCUCUCAUCAGCAGAUAUCCCCUGGAGAGAGCGGAUUCGGGAACAUGAUUUAGAAGUUAUGACUAUAUCAUAAAAACAAUUUCAAAUCAAGAACUAUGUUGUCGAUCUUGGAUAUAUAACCGUGAAUCUUAGUCCACAGGUUGUUUGCAAGUUGGUGUUAAAAGUUAUAACCGUGCCAUCUACACUCACUUUCACUUACCUCCCAUUCGAAAUCAUUUCAAGAUUCAUUUGAUCAUUAUAAAUCUGACUAUUUUUAAGUCUUUUCAGUGCAGCUUGACUGUCUGAAAAUAUUCAUAUCUCUUUUACAUCAGCUCUUUUAUAAGAUUUCAUCUCAAUCAAUUUGAAAGCUUUCAUUAUUGCAGAUAAUUCAGCAUCAAAAACCUCAGAUUCACUGUCUAAAUUUCAUGAAUCUGGAGUAAACUUGAUAUUAUGAUAUUACAGUAUAAAC
This is a messenger RNA of Blastomyces gilchristii SLH14081, 5052 nucleotides long. RefSeq lists its product as uncharacterized. Bases 776 to 1858 code for a protein of 360 amino acids. The transcript is spliced from 2 exons. The record is from RefSeq and is a predicted model, not a curated record. Lineage: Eukaryota; Fungi; Ascomycota; Eurotiomycetes; Onygenales; Ajellomycetaceae.